Haliotis rubra (blacklip abalone) is the source of this 1052-nucleotide messenger RNA. RefSeq names its product scavenger receptor cysteine-rich domain-containing group B protein-like. Gene Ontology annotation, cellular component: membrane. The transcript is spliced from 7 exons. The record is from RefSeq and is a predicted model, not a curated record. The coding region runs from base 18 to 1052 and encodes 344 amino acids. Lineage: Eukaryota; Metazoa; Mollusca; Gastropoda; Lepetellida; Haliotidae.
GGACGAUAGGGGGUCUAAUGUGUCCUAGUGGCAUCAUGGACAAGAGGCUGAAGAUUCCUUUGAUGUUUCUAGCUACGGUGACUGUCAGCGUGUUUGGGCAGAACAUCCGACUAGUGUCCCCACUGGACAAUGGAGUUGGGAGACUUGAGGUGUACUAUAACGGCACAUGGGGCACGGUGUGUGACGAUGACUUUGGUGCCGAUGAAGCUAAAGUGGCCUGCAAAGAACUAGGACGAUAUAACAGCGGACUUACACCGAGGGCCAUUCAAAGUUUCGGUUUUGGAAGAGGGAGGAUUUGGUUGGAUAACGUGAAUUGCAGCGGAGCCGAAUCACGUUUGGCCAACUGUUCACACAGAUCAUGGGGCAUCCACAAUUGUGGCCAUAGAGAAGAUGUUGGCAUCAUAUGUGAUCCAACUGACAUAACGAUGAAGCUGACUCCGAACUACAAAAAGGGACUCCUACGGGUACUCCACUCUGGUAUCUGGGGCACAGUGUGUGAUGAUGGCUUUGGACAAGUAGAAGCUUCAGUUGUGUGCAGGGCUCUGGGGUACCAAGGAGGGAAGGUAAUCAAUGAAAGCAGUUCUAAUAAAAUGUGGCUGGAUGACGUCAAGUGCACGCUGCUGAACACAGAUCUAAAGGACUGCAAACACCGGCCAUGGGGGGUGGAUAACUGUGGCGAUUCAGAGGCUGUUGGUGUCGAGUGUUUUUCAUUUCCUGAAGAGGCUACCGAGGCAAGACUUUUCUCCGCCACCAACGAGUCAGAAGAAGGAGUUCUGGAGCUGUUCUAUGGAGGACGGUGGGGAAGAGUUCGUUACUCUGGGUUUGGAGUCGAAGAAGCAAAGGUUGCCUGCAGAAUGUUGGGAUACAACACCAUAUCAGCCAAAGCCAGCUCAUUUUCAAACACCGGCAGCGAAUCACGACGUGAUAUCGUAGAAAAGGUUCAUUGUCUGGGCACUGAACUCACUCUGAACGAAUGUAUUCAUUACCCUUGGGUUAAGGAUAACUUGUCAUCAUCAAGAGUAGUCCGAAUACAGUGUCCUAACGGUAAGUAA